Cadophora gregata is the source of this 2664-nucleotide messenger RNA. RefSeq names its product methylglyoxal reductase (NADPH-dependent) gre2. The transcript is spliced from 2 exons. Gene Ontology annotation, molecular function: oxidoreductase activity, acting on the CH-OH group of donors, NAD or NADP as acceptor. The record is from RefSeq and is a predicted model, not a curated record. Lineage: Eukaryota; Fungi; Ascomycota; Leotiomycetes; Helotiales; Ploettnerulaceae. Bases 1432 to 2664 code for a protein of 410 amino acids.
CCGUCAUCUUUCCUUUCAUAUGGUCAAGUUCGGCUCCACAGCCACUAAUCGCUCGUCACCCACACUUUCAAUCACAAACACCAUGAUGCUAUUCCCAUUCACUUCUUCGCUUAUUUCACUAGCUCAUAACAUUCCUACUUCUCCGAGUUCAAAUACUCUAUAUAACGUCUUACGGUCUCCCAGAAGUUCUCUCUUCAAUUACCACAGACCACCGCCACCGCCACCACAUUGUCGGACGUGGACUGGAGAGCCUUUGGCACUGGUUCGACCAGACCAUAGUUCUGAGAAUGGCCAACAGAGUCCGGUUAAUUCCACAAUGAAAAGGACAUAUCUAACUCAACAGUCGGCUCCAUUAUCGUCCAGUGCUUGGACGGGUUUUCGUCAAUACUCUACCGAUCGGCUGAAAGCCGGACGUAAGCCACACUAGACGUACUGUACGCCUCGUCUUCACGUUUCAAAUAAGCCAUAGAUUCAUUAAUUUUAGCACGUAUUCAAUGCAAUUGUCUGAAUAUCUUGGGCCAGAAAUUGAUCAAGAGUUUCGAGUAGAGAUGGGACGAUGCCUGCGAUUGUUUACAUGGUACUCGCUUAGCUUCUGCGUGGCGACUAAGUGGCCCCUCAAGAUAGUAACAGAGACCAAACUUCGCUGCCCCUUUUUCUGUAACCUUAGUCAACUUCUAUGGUUGAUAAAUUCCAUCAGAUCACAAUUAUUGCCAACUAUAUCUUACUCUCGGAUCUCCGGAUGAGCACGGGCUUGGACCGUACUAUCGUACGAGAAUGGAUGAGCUGAGAAAGUCUACACGAUACAGACUUUAGAUUAUCAUUUUGAUCCAAUUGAUUGUCUCUAUACUUCAUUUCUGGGACAAGAAUCACCCCGAUCGCGAUUUCAUCCCCAUCCAUGCUGGUCCAUCUGCACGCCAUCGGACCAGCUCGCUUCGCUCGCCAAAGCACACUGCUGAAUCAGCACCAGCACUCCACCAAACCCGCACCCACGCCAUGCCAAAACCCAUGAUCGCCGAAAACCUGUUCUAUUCUUCUCCGAAUCCCAUUCGCAUCGGCCAUAACAUUCAUACUGGGGUGGCAUGACGACGGGUCGCACAAGCGUGCUAUUUGCUGUUUGCGUUCGAUAUUUUGGCUUUGUAAGCUGGAUUUCCUUACCUUGCGUGCUGGGCUUGUCAAUUUGGACAUGGACCCAGCUACUACUCGGGAACGGCCGCAUAUCUUCCUGCAUUUUGUUCUGUUCUUCUGAUUUUGACUUGUCGGCGAUAGCUGGGAUCCAUGAUGUCCGUGUCCGAUUUCGAGCGAAGCAUGGCGAGGGGUCGUGGAAGAAAGUUUGGGGAAGAUACUGCAGUGGAUUGAACUAUGACGGCGUUAUAAGGUUCGAGUGGAGUGGAAUUUUCUUGGGUUCCACUGUAUCGACUCUUAAAAGUAUAUAUGUCGGAGAAGUCUCCUCCAAAGCUGCUCGUUCAGAACACAGCAUUACCUCAUAUCAGUAUUACAUCUAGCUACUCAUUCAAGCAAUUCCUACAUAACUUUUGUAUCGUUUUUAUCUUUUCAAGAAAUAUAAUCUUGCAUCAACUCUGCAACCUCAUAACAUUAUCCAUAAUGCCAUCCUCUCACACACAACAAGGCCCUAAAACCGGCACCGGCAAAACCGUACUCAUCACAGGUGGUUCUGGCUAUGUCGCAGCUCACGUCCUCAACUCUUUCCUUUCACGAGGGUACCAUGUCCGUACCACAGUUCGCAGUCAAUCCUCUGCAGAAAAAAUCAAGCAGUCACACAAGAAAUACAUCGAUCAGCUAUCUUUCGCCAUCGUGGAAGAUGUGGCGACUCCGGGUGCUCACGAUGAAGCUGUAAAGGGUGUAGACGGUGUGAUACAUACCGCUUCUCCUUUCCAAAUGACCGUCACCUCCAACAAAACCGACCUCCUCGACCCCGCCAUAAACGGCACCCUCUCCCUCCUAACCUCCAUCCAAGCCCACAAUCCGCACAUCAAGCGCGUCCUCAUCACCUCCUCUUUCGCCGCCAUCCUCGACCUCAGCCUCGGUACCCGCCCAGGCUACACUUACACCGAAUCCGACUGGAACCCCAUCAGCUACACCGAAGCCGCUGAUCAAAAGACCCCCGGCCCAGUAGCCUACUGCGCAUCCAAGACAUUCGCCGAGCGCGCAGCUUUUGAUUUCGUGAAGGAGAAGAAGCCCAAUUUCGAAAUCACGUCCGUGUGUCCACCGAUGGUGUACGGUCCCGCAGCACACACCGUGUCCAGCCUUUCGAAUCUGAAUACCUCAUCAGCAGAUAUCUACAGACUGAUGAACGGGUCUACAAAGUCAGUGCCAGAAACUUCAUUCUAUGCAUUCGUAGAUGUCCGUGAUCUUGGAGAGGCGCAUGUCCUCGCUUAUGAGAGUGAGAAGGCAGCUGGACAGAGGUAUCUGAUUGCGAGUGGCGGGUAUACGUAUCAGCAGGUGUGCGAUGUUAUUAGGAAGGGAUUUCCGGAGAAGAGAGAGUUGGUUCCUGAAGGGGAGGAGGGUAGUGCGUUCCCUGAUGUUUAUGGUAUUGAUAAUGGGAAGGUGAGGAGAGAGUUGGGAUUGGAGUUUAGGGGGUUGGAGGAGUCGAUUGGGGAUAUGGUGAGGGAGUUUAUUGAGAUUGAGAAGCGGGUUGGUGCCUAA